Molecule: messenger RNA, 1614 nt
Organism: Meloidogyne enterolobii
Lineage: Eukaryota; Metazoa; Nematoda; Chromadorea; Rhabditida; Meloidogynidae
Source: the annotation of a GenBank genome assembly
CCAGUCCUCAAGAUUUGUUUUGCACAUUGGCAUUAGUUCAGAAUUCGAAAAUAUUUUUUACCAAUUGCCUCCUAUUUUAUCUGAAAGUGGGUCUUAUAAGAUUACCUUCUAAGUAAUAAUGGAAUCCUCGAUUAAUCAAACUCCCUUCAAUCACCUUCUUCUGGACUUCAUCAUCGUUCAUCGAAAUUGGCUUGAUGGAUGGAUUUUCUGCGUCCCUCUAAAACCCGAACAUCGCCACUUUUUCUUAAAAAUAUUACUUCCCCUACACAAGCCAAGAACUUAUUUGCUAUAUUUUGCUCAACUUUCAAAUUGUGUUGCUUUAUUUAUCGAAAAAGAUUUUAGCCUUGUAAAGCCUACUUUUGACUAUUUACUUGGAAAAUGGCCUAAAGAUUAUUCCGCUAAAGAAGUUUUAUUACUAACGGAAAUUGAAGAAGUAUUGAGUCGAAUUGGAAAUAAUGAAUUUAAUUUAAUUUGUAAGCCACUCUUUCGACAGUUGGGAAAAUGCGCGUCAAGUCUGCAUUUCAGGGUAGCUGAACGAGCACUCCAAUUAUGGAACAGUGAAACAAUUCUCUCCCUCAUCACCCCAAAUUACAGCCAUUUAUUAUUUCCUAUAAUGCUACCAGCAUUGUUUAAAGCUAAUGAGGCAAAUCAUUGGAAAAAUGAAAUUAAUAAUUUGGUGUACAAAUCAUUAAUGAGACUAAAACGAAUGGACACAUCUUUAUUCAACUUGUUAACUUGUGAUUACAACGAAAAUGAAAAUUACUUGAAAAUUAAAAAGGAGGAAAAUUUAUUUUUGAUUAAGAAAAAUGAAAAACACAUAAAUUAUUCAAAUUGUUCAAGACAACAUUCUAGAACGCAUUAACGGAAGCAAAGCCGUCUUCUUAAUAAUCUUCACAAUCUUCAACAUCAGUAAACUCGUUCAGAUCAAAAGGAUGAAUUUUUUUAUUUAAAUCUAUUGUGUGAUCCUUAAGAAUGUUAUUUGGCUCUUCUAUCUCGAUUUCAUCAUCUUCUCCUUAAUUAAAAAGAUUUACUACCACCAUACAAAAAAUUUGUAAUUUACCUUUAUCUUCACAUUCUCAUCCCCAGGUAACUCAUUCAGAUCCAAAGGUCUCUCGUUCAAAUCAAAAGGAUGCAUUUUCUUAUUUGAAUCAACAGUAUUUAUGUCAUCCUCAAUAAUUUUAUUUGGCUCUUCAACCUCGAUUUGAUUUUCCCGAUCCUCGCCAUUACUCCAUUCUUCCUCCCUUUGAUUAAAAAGAUAUUCUUCAUCAGAAUUCUCCUCGCAAACAAUUGGUAAUUUACCUUUAUUAAUAAAAUCAUCAGUCUGUUUAUUAACAUUUGAAGUUCCUUCGUUAUUACCAGAUUUAUUUUUCUUGUUUUGACGGUAUUUUCGAAAAUAUUUUUUGCGUUUUUCUUCGUUCUUUUUGUUAUACUCUUUUUGGUAAUCCCGUAUACUUUUUUUAUUUUCUUGAUAGUAAACCUUUUUAUCACUUUUUAUCCUUUCUUUAUUCCUUAUAUAGUAAUUUCGAUUGGUCUCAGAUACCUUUUCUUUAUUUAGUUUUCGGUAAUUUCGAUUAUUUUUAAGCAACCUUUCUUUAUUUUCCCUGUAAUAUUCUU